AUGGGCUGGGUAUUCAGAAUUCUAUUUGCUGCUCUGUUUUUGAGUCACAUCACUUGCCGAAUUCUUCUGGCAAAUAUUGGAGCCGCAGGGAGCCCAGAGUACCAUCCCGGCUACCCGGAGCAUGUCGGAAUCUUCCGCGGAAGACCAAAUUACGCAUAUGGAGGUGGUGGACGACUUCUGAUGGCAAAUGUGUUUCUUGGA
Molecule: messenger RNA, 201 nt
Organism: Mesorhabditis spiculigera
Lineage: Eukaryota; Metazoa; Nematoda; Chromadorea; Rhabditida; Rhabditidae
Source: the annotation of a GenBank genome assembly